AUGACACAAGCGCGUUAUUCGAUCCCAUAUUUCUGCGGGCCAGAUACGGAUAAAUCGAUAGAAGUUCUCGAGGAAUGUGCACAGGAGGGAGAGAAAAGGAAAUACGAAGCAAUCGUGGUAGGAGAAUAUUUCAAAAUGAGAAGCGCGUUGGCGUAUCAGAGGAAUAAUGGGAACACGAGUUUCGAACUAUCUGCUGCGAUUGUGAAAUAUCAAUAA
Molecule: messenger RNA, 216 nt
Organism: Botrytis fragariae
Lineage: Eukaryota; Fungi; Ascomycota; Leotiomycetes; Helotiales; Sclerotiniaceae
Product: putative thymine dioxygenase protein
Exons: 2
Coding region: 1-216 (71 amino acids)
Source: RefSeq, a predicted model, not a curated record